CUGAAAAACAGCAGUACACGCCGCAUGGUAAGCCCACGCUACUGAAUAACUGCUGUUUGUUGAUCACAAAUUAUUGACCAAUGCAUGUAUGCUUAUUUCCACUUGAUCACUCUUCUGCGCUCCGUGAGUGGAAUGUAAGGGGGAUUCUACACAACGGGGCUUGUUCGUUGAAGCUUCAAAACCGAAAGUAAAAUGAAAGGCUACAGUACGAGACAAGAAGACUGAAAGCCAACAAGUCAACCAAAAUAUUGUGGCAUAUGGCGCAAACUCCGGUGGUUAACAAGCCAGAGUAAUGUGUGGGAAAGCCUGGACAUUAAUGAAUUUGUUAUCCGCAAUUUCAUUCAUAACAUAUGUUCAUCAUGGCCAAUGUGGUUGUAUGCCUCAAGAUAUCAAAGUACACUUGUAUGAUGAGUUGAUGGAAGACCAUUUGUUUGAAAUUAAAGUGUUCUCACCAUCCGUAACAAAUCUGGCAGAGCAACAGUUGAUGCUUCUUUCAGUGUUGAACACUCUAUGUUCGUCUUGGAAUAAAAAUAAGAAGAAAAAGGACAAAUUCAAAGUUGUAGAAAGUUUUGAAAUAAUGCUAUAUGAUAUAAUUCAAGAAGAAGAUAUUGAAAAGAUUUGUGCCGAUCACAGCUGUACAGGUGGUUACAAAACAAAUUAUGUGAACAAAACCAUCUUUGGUCAAAUGUACAAACAAUCUUGCAACGAAUCAUUAUCAGCUCUAAAAUGCCCAUCAAAAGAGAGGACAACAAGUUCAUCACCAAGAAUCCAGCAAACCAUCACUGUAUUUGAAUAUUUGUCAACCACUCCAUCAGCAAAAACCAUUCAUCAAACCAUAAAUUUGUCAACCACUCCAUCAGCAACUACCAUUCAACAAACCACGAAUCACCAAAUAAAAACACAGAUGCAGGAAAUGUUGAAGACUUUUAAAUCGUACAAUUGGAGCCUUGCUGUCUCUCUACUACUGAAUAUCCUUCUACUCAUUUGUGUGUGGUACCUGUACAAGAGUAAACAUCAGGGAAAUGUUUCACAGGAAAAUAAUACCACAGGGAUGGGACUCUUAGAGAUUUCAGAUGUCUGAUUUAGGUAAUACCAGCUUUUGUAGUUUUUCCAGAUAGGGAUACAAUGUUCAUUUGUACAGUGUCGAUAACAAGCUUUAACGGCAGCUUUCACAACUGUAUAUAACAUUAUGAAAUGCCUUUCUGUGCACAUACUGUAGCAUUCCAUAGCAGUAAUGUAGAAUGAAGACAUUAUUCUGAAAGAGUCUUUUCUUGUCAUUCUGAACUUCUUUUUUCCUGUUCUCCUUCCAUGAUGAUACCUAUAAUGCCAGUCUGAAACACAGUAAGCUGCUUAUAUUGUCUUUUGGGUAAUUUGUGUUGUCUUUAACAUAAAGUUUGUGAAUACAUGUAAUUUUCAUUUCCAUUUUCCCACAAGUCUACGGUUUUUGAGAAGGGUGAAUCUGGAUUGUUUCCAAACUUGUUCCAGUUCGUCACUGUCUGCACCUGCUUAUGGAAACUGAAGUCUUGUGGCGUUUUCUUCUAGAUUCUAGAUACAAGCUACCACAGAAUAUCUGUGUUAUCUUUGAAUCGGUCAUUGACAAUAUCAUUCACACUAAUGCAGCUUAUUAACACGCACAAACAAAUUCACCCAAGUGGUGUUAUUUUCAAUUUUGAAACUAGGUAUCAUGAAUUUCCCUUGUGCAUGAAUAAAACACUUGUUAUAUUAAGUUAUAUUCAGGGAAUUUUAAUUAAUCAAGUCUGUGUCGUGAUUAACCUGUAGUUAAACAUAAGGUUCAAUUAAAUAUGUGACCCUUUCACUGCUUGUGUGAAGAGACAGAAUUGCUAAUUUCUGUUUGGUUGUGCCAGGGAAAGGAAAGUAUACUCACAGAAAAAUACUGAUAUGUCAAAUGUAAUAUAUACUGCCUUUUUAAGCAGCCAUGUUUUUAUUCAAUGUAAUUUGUUAUAUGUGUUGUUAUAUUAUACUUAAUAAAAUCCAUGAUCCCGGUUCCGGGAUUUAAAAUUACGUCAGUAAUAAUCUACUUCCAAUUUUAAAUGUAUGCGGAGGAGUUAUGAGCUCAUAUCUGGUACCAUUUGAAGGCUUAGAAUGUCUACUUUCUUGAGAUAUGCAUCACUUUGGCAUUUGUUUUACACUAAGUAACUUAUUUACAAUAAAUUACAUAGUUC
Messenger RNA from Xyrauchen texanus (razorback sucker), 2183 nucleotides. RefSeq lists its product as uncharacterized. The record is from RefSeq and is a predicted model, not a curated record. The transcript is spliced from 13 exons. The coding region runs from base 293 to 1081 and encodes 262 amino acids. Lineage: Eukaryota; Metazoa; Chordata; Actinopteri; Cypriniformes; Catostomidae.